AUGCUCCGGCUCCUGGUGCUGCUGCUCCAGCUGCUGCGGCUGCCAGCGCUCGCCCAGGAGCCCGAGCCCGCGGCGCAGGACGUGAGCCUUGGCGUGGACUGGCUCACCCGCUAUGGCUACCUGCCACCACCCCACCCAGCCCAGGCCCAGCUGCAGAGCCCUGCAAAGCUUCGGGAUGCCAUCAAGAUGAUGCAGAGGUUCGCUGGGCUGCCUGAGACUGGCCUCCUGGACCCAGUGACAAUGGCCACCAUGCAUAAGCCCCGCUGCUCUCUGCCCGAUGUGCUGGGAGUGGCUGGGCUGGUUAGGCGGCGCCGCCGCUAUGCUCUGAGUGGCAGUGUUUGGAAGAAGCGAACCCUGACAUGGAGGAUACACUCCUUCCCCCAGAGCUCUGCUUUGAAUCAGGAGACUGUGCGGACUCUCAUGCACCAUGCCUUGACCACCUGGGGUAUUGAGUCAGGCCUCAAAUUCCAGGAGGUGGGUUCUCAGGGCACAACAGAGCCUGACAUUCUCAUCGACUUUGCCCGGGCCUACCAUCAGGACAGUUACCCCUUCGACGGGCAGGGGGGGACCCUAGCCCACGCCUUCUUUCCCGGUGAACAUUCAAUUUCUGGAGACACUCACUUCGAUGAUGAGGAAAUCUGGACUUUUGGGUCAAAAGAUGGUGAGGGGACUGACCUGUUUGCUGUGGCUGUUCACGAAUUUGGCCAUGCCCUGGGUCUGGGCCACUCCUCUGCACCUGACUCCAUCAUGAGGCCCUUUUACCAGGGCCCUGUCGGGCAUCCCACCAAAUACCGCCUGUCGCAGGAUGACCGUGAAGGCCUGCAGCAGCUCUAUGGGAAACCGCCCCAAACCCCAUAUGAUGAGCCCACAAGGAAACCCCUGGCUCCUCCUCCCCCACCCCCUGCCCUGCCCCCAGACAGCCCCUCCCUCCCUGACCGCUGUGAUGGCAAUUUUGAUGCCAUCGCCAACAUCCGUGGGGAAACCUUCUUCUUUAAAGGCCCCUGGUUCUGGCGCCUCCAACCCUCAGGACAGCUGGUGUCCUCCAAGCCUGCCCGGCUCCACCGUUUCUGGGAGGGGCUUCCCCUCAAGGUGAAUGUCAUCCAGGCUGCCUACGCCCGGCACCGAGACGGCCGAAUCCUCCUCUUCAGUGGCCCACAGUUCUGGGUGUUCCGGGACCGGCAGCUAGAGGGCAAUGCGCGGCCGCUGACGGAGCUGGGGCUGCCGCCAGGGGAGGAGGUGGACGCCGUGUUCUCGUGGCCACUGAAUGGGAAGACCUACCUGAUCCGGGGCCAGCGCUACUGGCGGUACGACGAGGCGGCGGCGAGCCCGGACCCUGGCUACCCACGAGACUUGAGUCUCUGGGAGGGGGCGCCUCACUCCCCCGACGAUGUCACCGUCAGCAACACAGGUGACACCUACUUCUGCAAGGGCGCCCACUACUGGCGCUUUCCCAAGGGCAGCGUCAAGGCCGAGCCGGACUCCCCCCAACCCAUGGGCCCCCAGUGGCUGGACUGCCCGGCUCCCAGAGCUGGCCCUCGCCCCCCCAGGCCCCCCAAAGCAACUCUCAAGCCCGGAACCUGCGAUUGCCAGUGCGAGAUCAACCAGGCGGCGGGGAGGUUGUGGACUCCCCUCCUGCUGCCCCUUCUGCCCCUCCUGGUGGAGACCAUCAUCUCCCACUGAGUUGGGACCGCACAACACUGAGGGGGCCGGGUGCCCACCUCGAGCCUGUAGGGGCGGGCUCAGCUUGGAUUGGGCUGGGCCAGGGUGGGUGGAGCUAAACCCUGGGGAUGGGAGGACAAAGGCUGUCCACCUGGGCCUUUGUCCCCUGGGACCCAACAGAGGAAGCGCUCAGCUUCCCUUACUUGGAAACCGCACCCAACUUUGAGUUGCCUCCGCAGGACUGUCCUUUUCCCGGAAUAGCUGGCUUUUCUCAGAGCACAGCUGACUGACUCCCUGUAGCCCAAGCU
Molecule: messenger RNA, 1967 nt
Organism: Molossus molossus (Pallas's mastiff bat)
Lineage: Eukaryota; Metazoa; Chordata; Mammalia; Chiroptera; Molossidae
Gene: MMP25
Product: matrix metallopeptidase 25
Exons: 10
Coding region: 1-1680 (559 amino acids)
Biological process (GO): proteolysis; collagen catabolic process; extracellular matrix organization
Cellular component (GO): extracellular matrix
Molecular function (GO): zinc ion binding; metalloendopeptidase activity
Source: RefSeq, a predicted model, not a curated record